GGGAAGACGACACUACUGAAUGCAUUAAGCGGUCGAAUGAAAGCUGACAAUGGAAUAAUCACACUCAACGGCGAAUUGCUGAACAAAGAGCUGCGCAGGCGCAUCUGCUACGUCCUGCAGCAGGACAUCUUUAUGCCAAAUCUUACACUCCGCCAGACUUUAAAAUUCUGUGCUUUGCUACGACUGCCAGCCUGUAUGACGGAAAGAGAGAAGCUGGAUUACGUCGACCACCUCGCUCAAGUCCUGGACUUGCGACACUGUCUCGACACUCGUAUGGGUGACACCAUGAAAAGAGGAUUGUCCGGAGGGGAGAAAAAGAGAGCCAAUAUCGCUUGCGAGUUGCUCACAAAUCCCUCACUUCUGCUGAUCGAUGAACCAACGACGGGGCUCGACUCCAGUGCUGCGUAUUCACUGAUGAUGAUGCUGAAACAGUAUGCCGCAGAGGAAAGGAAGACUGUAGUGGUUACAGUGCACCAGCCAUCCAGUCAGAUAUUCCACACGUUCGACAGGAUACUGCUUCUUUGCAGAGGACAGGUUGCAUACUUUGGUCAAGAAAAGGACGUUGUAGAUUUCUUCUCCAAUAUCGGCUUGUGCAUCGAACCCCACUAUAACCCGGCCGAUUUCAUUUUGGAACAGUUGAAAAAAGGACGCGAAAUACAAGAGAAAAUAAUUGCUGCAGCUAAAGAAUACAAAGGGGAUGCCGAAUAUUCAAGUGAAUGGACGGAAAGAGAGACUACAGAAUUGAUAAGUCCACCUUACGAGAAUAAAUUUCGAGCUAUAGAAUGCCCACAUUGCCAGAUUACGAUGUGGCACAAAAUGCACGACAGAUCCUGCGAGAAAGAUCCUGAAUUAGAAGAUAAGCAAGUGUGGGGCGUAUCUGGCGAAACUGUCAUCACACCAUCCCCUGUUGAGCUGAGAGUUAUUCUGGAUGACGGUCGCAAAAUAACUACCCUUUGCUCGAAAAACGAUUCCGUUCAAGAUGAAGAUUCUGGCAGAUCUUCUUGGUGGUCCGACGGUGGACGCAGUCGAGAUGACGAGCCUCUGUAUGGACCCAAGUGGCCAACAUCCUUCUUGACUCAAGUGCGGGUCUUGUCCCAGCGUAAUUUCGUAGAUGGUCGCCGUCGAAUGUUAUCCAAGCUGAACUGGGCCCAGACAAUAGGUCUGGGAAUUGUCAGUGGGCUCAUGUGGUUCCAGAUUGAAAGACGCGAAGAUACAAUCCUGGACAUAAAAGGAUGGAUGUUCUUCUGUUCAACGUAUUGGAUGCUGUUUGCUCUAUUCGAAGCUCUGGUUUCCUUUCCUCCAGAGAGAGAGGUGAUCAACAAGGAACGAGCUUCAGGUGCAUACCGUCUGUCCGCCUACUACUGUGCCAAGAUGGCCGGCGAAUUGCCUCUCAUGAUCACACUGCCUACUGUCUUCCAUGCCAUUUCCUACCCACUACUGGGAUUCACGGCUUCGUACACAUUCCUCGCCCUAUGGGGUUUCUUAUUGCUCAGCACAGUCGUAGCACAAAGCGUGGGGCUUUUCGUUGGAGCUUCAUGCCAUGAUCUGCAGAUGUCCGUCACCAUCUCUUCGCUUUAUUCUCUUUCAACCAUGCUGUUCGGCGGCUACUACGCAUCAACCAUACCCUUCUGGCUGUCCUGGCUGCGGUAUUUGUCUGUUGUUCAUUACACCUUUCACGCUAUGCAGAUAGUGGAGUUCGAAGGCGGAAUUCCCAUUCCGUGUGCCGCCAACAACAGUCGCUUUGCUGUAUGUCGAGAGCAAAAUGCAACUUUCAUUCCAGUGAAAGACAUCAUCAACAGAGGAGAAGAGACCCUUUCAUUGUGGGCGAAUACACUUGUCCUGAUCCUGUUUCUCCUCAUAUUCCGACUGCUGGGAUAUUUGUCCCUCAGGUACUUUCGAACCGCGAAAUAAAUCACUUGGACUUGAAUCACUAACUCGGAGAAGAACUGACGAAGAUUAAUACUUCCAAAAUGCAACACAAUCUUUGCAAUUAUGUGUCAUCACAAUCUUGAUAUUUUGCGUGUAAAAUACUUGUUAAAAUGUUUAAAAAAAUCUGAAACGCUAUUAAACUCUCAUAUUCAUCAUAUAUGUUAAGACUGCAAUCUAGUAUGAAAAAAAAAAAAAAGUGAUAAAAAUCUAGUUGUAGGCAAGUAGAGUUGGACGAUCCGCUCCCAAAAAUCUGAAAGAACCGUUUCCUUUACUGAGUGAAUUUACUCCGAUUCCAGAAACUAGAGUUAUAGCUCUUUUACAUUUCAGUACAAUGUUGCCAGAACUUUUCAACUAAAAUAGCAAACAAAGAUUAAAAAAGUUGCCAAAAAUCGCAAAUGACGUCAGGGAUCACAUGACUUUUGUGACGUCAUAGUUUCGCGUGUUCACAUGACCUCUGACCGUCAUCACAAAUUUCCUGUCUAUUGGUUUCGUAAGUUAUCGACUGUAUUCGAUUCUUAGUCAUUUUAAUUACGUAUCUUAGCUUUAAAGAAAAUUUUAAAACUAUAUUGCUCAUUUUCAGUUGUUUAAAUGUCCAUUUUUUAAAAAUUUAAUUCGCAUUUAAUUUAGGUCCUAUUUUUAAAUUAAUUUGUGCAUACCCGUUCUUAAGAGAUUUCUCACGUUUACAUUAUUAGCGUUUCUGUACUAAAUCUUUUGGAGUUGCCAGUUAAUUUGUCUAUUUUUCUUUUCUUUCUUUCUUUUUUUUUCUUAAUUGUGAACAUUUUAAUUGGGAAUUGUUUUUAAGCGGUUUUCGUUCUGCAUGGUGGGCUUAUUUCAGAUUCUGAUUACUUAAGAAAGCCUUGUUGUUUCACUGUUAAAUUUAUUUUAUUUAACUUCAGACAGAGGUUUUUUUGGACGUCUGCCAGGAAUAGAAAUCUGCUAUUUAAUCAAGACUAAUUCACUUUACCGAGUGAGUUUGUGCCUGAUUAGCGAAAAAAGAAUGGAGUUCUUUUCAGAAGGGUUAUCAGUUUCUAUUUUAGGGGAGAAAAGAACGUUUAUCCUCAAAUAUUAAAUAAGAGUUUAAUUUUUAUCGUUUCCGAAAUUUUUAUUUUAGAAUUUUACUGUUAGUUCUCUGUAAAAAGAUGGUUUUAAGGAACUU
Messenger RNA from Stegodyphus dumicola, 3085 nucleotides. RefSeq lists its product as uncharacterized. Gene Ontology annotation, biological process: transmembrane transport. The record is from RefSeq and is a predicted model, not a curated record. Gene Ontology annotation, molecular function: ATP binding; ABC-type transporter activity; ATP hydrolysis activity. Lineage: Eukaryota; Metazoa; Arthropoda; Arachnida; Araneae; Eresidae. Gene Ontology annotation, cellular component: plasma membrane.